Messenger RNA from Perognathus longimembris pacificus (Pacific pocket mouse), 3045 nucleotides. It is a transcript of the gene Ano1, whose product is annotated as anoctamin 1. Gene Ontology annotation, molecular function: chloride channel activity; protein dimerization activity. Gene Ontology annotation, biological process: chloride transmembrane transport. The transcript has 27 exons. Lineage: Eukaryota; Metazoa; Chordata; Mammalia; Rodentia; Heteromyidae. The coding region runs from base 124 to 3045 and encodes 973 amino acids. The record is from RefSeq and is a predicted model, not a curated record. Gene Ontology annotation, cellular component: plasma membrane.
CCCGGGACCCGCGGCCAGGUGGCGGCGGCGCGCGGCCCCGGGGACCCGCGGCCAGAGCCCGCGGGCCCCGUGGAUGGGGAGGGCGCGCCGCCCGGCGGUGCCCGCGCCCCGGCCGCCGCCGCGAUGCGGGUCAACGAGAAGUACUCGACGCUCCCGGCCGAGGACCGCAGCGUUCACAUCAUCAACAUCUGCGCCCUCGAGGACCCGGGCUGCCUGCCGUCGGAGGGCACGCUGCUGAACUCCUUGUCUGUGAACCCCGAUGCCAAGUGCAAGUACGGCCUGUACUUCAGAGACGGCAAGCGCAAGGUGGACUACAUCCUGGUGUACCAUCACAAGCGGCCGUCCAGCGGCAGGCCCCUGACCAGACGGGCCCAGCACAAUGACGCCCCUCCGGGGACUCGCAGCGGCAGGCAGGACCAGCCCCUGCCCGGGAAGGGGGGCCCAGUGGAUGGGGGCUCCCCUGAGCCCCCCACAGACCACCACGAAGACGACAAGCAUUUCCGCAGGGAGGAGUACGAGGGCAACCUCCUGGAGGCCGGCCUGGAGCUGGAGCGGGACGAGGAUACUAAAAUCCCCGGAGUCGGCUUCGUGAAGAUCCACGCGCCCUGGGGCGUGCUCUGCCGGGAGGCCGAGUUCCUGAAGCUGAAGAUGCCCACGAAGAAGAUGUACCACAUCAGCGAGACCCGAGGCCUCCUGAAGACCCUCAGCUCGCUGCUGCAGAAGAUCACAGACCCCAUCCAGCCCAGGGUGGCGGAGCACCGGCCGCAGAGCACCAAGACGCUGUCCUACCCCUUCUCGCGGGAGAAGCAGCACCUCUUCGACCUGGCCGACAAAGACUCCUUUUUCGACAGCAAAACCCGGAGCACGAUCGUCUACGAGAUCCUAAAGAGAACAACGUGUACGAAAGCCAAGUACAGCAUGGGGCAAGGAGAGGGAAGAAAGAAGGAUUCUGCCCUUCUAACUAAAAGGCGGAAGUGUGGGAAGUACGGUAUCACGAGCCUGCUGGCCAACGGCGUGUACUCGGCUGCGUACCCGCUGCACGACGGAGACUACGAGGGAGACAGUGUGGAGUUCAAUGACAGAAAACUCCUGUACGAGGAGUGGGCGAGCUACCGGGUCUUCUACAAGUACCAGCCCAUCGACCUGGUCAGGAAGUACUUCGGGGAGAAGAUUGGCCUGUACUUCGCCUGGCUGGGGGCCUACACGCAGAUGCUGAUCCCCGCCUCGGUCGUGGGCGUCAUCGUCUUCCUCUACGGCUGCGCCACCAUGGAGGAGAACAUCCCCAGCAUGGAGAUGUGCGACCAGAGGAACAACAUCACCAUGUGCCCACUGUGCGACCGGACCUGCAGCUACUGGAAGAUGAGCUCGGCCUGCGCCACCGCCCGCGCCAGCCACCUCUUCGACAACCCCGCCACCGUCUUCUUCUCCGUCUUCAUGGCCCUCUGGGCCGCCACCUUCAUGGAGCACUGGAAGCGGAAGCAGAUGCGACUCAACUACCACUGGGACCUCACGGGCUUCGAGGAGGAGGAGGAGGCUGUCAAGGACCAUCCCCGGGCCGAGUACGAAGCCAGGGUGCUGCAGAAGUCACUGCGGAAAGAGUCCAAACACAAGGAGACAGACAAGGUGAAGCUGACCUGGAGAGACCGCUUCCCCGCCUACUUCACCAACCUGGUGUCCAUCCUCUUCAUGAUCGCCGUGACGUUCGCCAUUGUGCUCGGCGUCAUCAUCUACAGGAUCUCCACGGCCGCCGCCUUGGCCAUGAACUCCUCCCCCUCCGUGCGGUCCAACAUCCGGGUCACGGUCACGGCCACGGCCGUCAUCAUCAACCUGGUGGUGAUCAUCCUGCUGGACGAGGUGUACGGCUGCAUCGCCCGGUGGCUCACCAAGAUCGAGGUCCCCAAGACGGAGAAGAGCUUCGAGGACAGGCUGAUCUUCAAGGCCUUCCUGCUGAAGUUUGUGAACUCCUACACCCCCAUCUUCUACGUGGCGUUCUUCAAAGGCCGAUUCGUCGGUCGCCCGGGGGACUACGUGUACAUUUUCCGCUCGUUCCGGAUGGAGGAGUGCGCCCCCGGGGGCUGUCUGAUGGAGCUCUGUAUCCAGUUGAGCAUCAUCAUGCUGGGCAAGCAGCUGAUCCAGAACAACCUGUUUGAGAUCGGCAUUCCGAAGAUGAAGAAGUUCAUCCGCUACCUGAGGCUGAGGCGCCGCAGGGCGGCGGACCACGAGGAGCACGUGAAAAAGCAGCAGCAGCGCUAUGAGGUCGACUACGACCUGGAGCCCUUCGCCGGCCUCACGCCCGAGUACAUGGAGAUGAUCAUCCAGUUCGGCUUCGUCACGCUGUUCGUGGCGUCCUUCCCGCUGGCCCCGCUGUUCGCACUGCUGAACAACAUCAUCGAGAUUCGCCUGGACGCCAAGAAGUUUGUCACCGAGCUGCGGAGGCCGGUGGCCGUCAGGGCCAAGGACAUCGGCAUCUGGUACAACAUCCUCAGCGGCAUCGGGAAGCUGGCCGUCAUCAUCAACGCCUUCGUGAUCUCCUUCACGUCCGACUUCAUCCCGCGCCUGGUGUACCUGUACAUGUACAGCCAGAACGGGACCAUGCACGGCUUCGUCAACCACACCCUCUCCUCCUUCAACGUCAGCGACUUCCAGAACGGAACAGCGCCCAACGACCCCCUGGACCUGGGCUAUGAGGUCCAGAUCUGCAGGUACAAAGACUACCGGGAGCCGCCGUGGUCGCAGCACAAGUACGACGUCUCCAAGGACUUCUGGGCCGUGCUGGCCGCGCGGCUGGCCUUCGUCAUCGUCUUCCAGAACCUGGUGAUGUUCAUGAGCGACUUCGUGGACUGGGUGAUCCCCGACAUUCCCAAGGACAUCAGCCAGCAGAUUCACAAGGAGAAGGUGCUGAUGGUGGAGCUGUUCAUGCGCGAGGAGCAGGGCAAGCAGCAGCUGCUGGACACGUGGAUGGAGAAGGGCUGCCGGCGAGAGGGCCGGUGCAACAACCACUCGCCCGCGCCCCGAGUCCUCGAGCACCCCGGGGGCGCCCCCUAG